Molecule: messenger RNA, 1137 nt
Organism: Exophiala bonariae
Lineage: Eukaryota; Fungi; Ascomycota; Eurotiomycetes; Chaetothyriales; Herpotrichiellaceae
Exons: 2
Coding region: 1-1137 (378 amino acids)
Source: RefSeq, a predicted model, not a curated record
AUGCACGACCUUUACCCACUCUACCUCAGUGCCCUUCCCGGGUCGGUCCUUUGGCUAGCCGUCCGAGCUGUGGCCUGUGCCGACAUGAGGUAUGAGAGCGUCGGAGAUAUUCCUUUCCAGAUUAGGGCACGACAGUAUUACGGUGCUGCUUUGAACGGCCUGAGAGUGGUCGCGCAUGAGGAGCACACACUGGCCAAUGACCAAGUUCUGGCUGCCAUCCUACUGAUUGAUAACUUCGAGAAGAUGUAUCUUUCACGGAUUGGACCGCUUGGACCUCAUAGAGACGCUAUCAAACACAUCCUUCAUAGCGGGGGUAACGACUAUCUCUUCAAUCAAUCUAGCUUCGCUCUGGGGUGUCUAGCACAUAAACGCCUCCAAGCUCGGCAAAUCCUGCUUCGUGAAGAACCCGAUCCGGGGCAGAUAAUGUGGGUGAGCAAGCUGAACGUUGAUCAGCCUGACAUCCAUAUUACUGCUGAUGUUCUCCAUAUGAACAUUCUCUCUGCUGCGGCUAAGAAGCUGACGGAGAGCGGCGAGGAGGCCAGGAACACUUUAGAGGAAAAGGCAGAACAGUCAAGACAGCUGGCGCGCUCAAUCCAAGACCUGCUUGCUUCUAUCGAGAGCUGGACUUCGGCGAUGACAGGGUUGUGGAAGCCAGAGGUGACGGAUCCACAGCAAAUUGCGCAACCUCGUGAGAUGGAUGAGCCAUUUGACCUUCCUAUUCCCCAUUUUCCAUAUCCACGUAUGCUCAGUUACCACAACCUUUGGUUGGGAUGCUUGUGGAACUUUCAUGCUGCAAGCCAGAUCGUUCUACGGGAGUCGUUGGUCGAUGUGAUCAACUACGGUGCCACAAUACAUGGGCACGAACCAGUUCGGGAGAAUAUGGAACGAAUUCAUACGGAGCAGGAAGCCGUCGACAAGCUUUCUUCUGUGAUUAUGUGGUCAAUCCCUCUACUCUUGGGAUUUACACGCAGAUAUGACCCGCAUCCGCGUUCACUUCCGCAUGGAAAGAUGGUGGGGAGGUUGUACUGUCUUUGCUCGAUGUGGGUGAUCCAAAAGGCCCGGUUCACAUCACUUGAGCAUAAGCAGACCGCUUCAGAAGUCACGAAAUGGAUCAACGACCGUUAUAGACUGUGUUAA